This is a messenger RNA of Stegastes partitus (bicolor damselfish), 1129 nucleotides long. RefSeq names its product transmembrane protein 254 (gene tmem254). Lineage: Eukaryota; Metazoa; Chordata; Actinopteri; Pomacentridae. The transcript is spliced from 4 exons. The coding region runs from base 61 to 432 and encodes 123 amino acids. The record is from RefSeq and is a predicted model, not a curated record.
AGAAGAAGAAGAAGACGAAGACAUCAGCCGGAGCAGCAGAGAACAGCAGCAGCAGCAGCUAUGGCUAAAAGUGAUGGAGCCACUUAUUUUCAGCGAAGCAGCCUGUUCUGGAUCGUCGCCGUGACCCUGGGGGUUGGAUAUUUCACCUGCGUUGUGUUUGCGCCAGAAAAAAUCCCAUUCGAGUACCUCGGUGUGUUCGGCAGCUUCUGCAAACACCUUGUGGAUAACUAUGCCGACGUGUUGUACAAAGGUUGGUGGGCAACCUGGGCCAUUCACCUCUUCGAGGCCUGUAUUGCACUAAGGGUGUGCAGUCACAAAGGUAUCAGCAACGGCACCACUCGCUUCAUGUGGUUCUUCCAGACCUUUCUGUUUGGCUUCGCCUCCCUCAGCCUGCUCCUCAAGUACGACCCCGAGCGUCCCAAACAGCACUGAUGCCAGCAGGAGAAGCCUUCAGAACAACACAACUGAAUCUAAACAAUCAAGUGCUUCCUGGUGCCUCUUCUUUCUCUUCUGCUCUUUGAUAUGAAAUCCUGUUGAGGGGCACCGAGCAGAGAUUUUUCUGAGCCUUUUCUUCUACAGAGUCUAUGCCGACAAGAGCAUUAAUAUAACAACAUAUCUUUAUACAGACACUACACAUUUUCUUACUCAGUUUACACUAUGAUACAACCUGUGUUCCUAUGAUGGACCAAUAUUUCCUUCCAUAUAUUUUCUAUGAACAAAUCUGAAGGAGGAUCGUAGUGCUUUUAAGAAUAAUAUUUUAUUGAUAAUCUUAUUAACAGAAGUUAUUUACACACAAUAGUUCUCGUGAUGAUCCUGCCCUGAGGUGAACUUUCAGUGCAAUACACAGGGAGUUUUUAAUGAAUUAGUUUUGUGCUCUCAUGUUUACAUUCAGCCUGGAUUGGCGGCAGUGAGGAUAUUUCUUCAGCUGCUAGGAUGAACAUAACGUCAGACAGGUUGGCUGCAGAUGGUAUGCUGCCAUCAGCUUCAGAAGUCCUCCAGGAUAAAAAUAAAAAAAGAGCUGCUGUCACAUUUGCCUUUCUCAUGCUGAAGUGAUUUAACUUGUAGUUUCUAGACUACAUGCUGGAAGUCUUAAUGUUAACACUGAAAAAUAAAGUGUGACUUGAAGUGA